UACCAAACCAUUUAACAUCAAUUCUUUAUUCAUUUCCCACUUCUCUAUCUCCUUGUCAAUACUCACGUAACCUUCCCAUCUUCAUCUAUAAAUAGACACACAUCCCAACGUUGUCACUUGCUCAUACACAUCUCAAAUUAAAAUCUAUACUACAUACCCAACUAAUUUAGAAAAUCUUGCUUGUUUCACUUCCAAAAUAUAUAUAUAUAUAUAUUUUUAAAUACAAUAAUAAUAUGGCAAAGUUGAAGUCGUGUGCACUUCUAGCUUUGCUAGUUAUGUCAACACUUGCAACGGUGUCCCAAAGCCGAGUCGCGAGGAAAGACCUCGGCUUGGACUUGGGCGGCUUAGGCGGCGGCUUGGGACUCGGCAUCGGUGCAGGAGUCGGCAUUGGGAUAGGAGGCGGCGGUAGCGGCUCCGGAGCCGGGGCUGGCUCGGGCGCCGGCUCGGGUGGGGGUGGAAGCUCGAGCUCGAGUUCGAGCUCGAGCUCAUCCAGUUCGAGCUCGAAUGGAGGUGGAGGUGGUGGGGGUGCAGGCUCGGAAGCGGGCUCCUCCGCGGGAUCACGGGCUGGAUCGGGUUCGGGUGGUGCCGGUUCGGAAGCGGGCUCAUCUGCCGGGUCGAGGGCCGGAUCACGGGCCGGAUCGGGUGGCAACCGUGGAUGAAGGUGGUUCAUGGAAAAUAAUUAAUUACAUAUAUGUUCACUGAAAAUUGGAGCAUGGAAUAAGUAGGUCAUAAUCAUAAGAUUUGUGUGAAAAAGUAAAUUAAAAUAAUGGUCUAGUAAUGAUCAUGUUAUCAUACGUUGUUUGUGUUAAUGUUGUUGGUGUAACGUUGUUAUUGUUAAUUAAUAAUUAUGUAGUGUUUAUGUUUA
This is a messenger RNA of Salvia miltiorrhiza (redroot sage), 865 nucleotides long. RefSeq names its product putative glycine-rich cell wall structural protein 1. The transcript has a single exon. NCBI's taxonomy places the organism in Eukaryota, Viridiplantae, Streptophyta, Magnoliopsida, Lamiales, Lamiaceae. The record is from RefSeq and is a predicted model, not a curated record. The coding region runs from base 234 to 659 and encodes 141 amino acids.